UCCGUGCGCAGCCGCCGCCUCGUCCGCGACUGCCGCCGCGCGCGCCUCCGCGUCCAGCCGCCGCCUCGUCUGCAACCUCCUCCGCCUCUGUGAACGACCGCCGCCGCUCGUCUGCGAGGUAGCCGCUGGGAGCCAGACGGCCCUAACGGUCCGUGAAAGUUCUCCAUCCCAUCCCACCUCAAUCCCUUCUACCAAACAAAAAACUAUAACCAUCCCAUACCACAAACCAAACAGACAACUGGAACUAUCCCAUCCUAAAAAACUGGGAUAGGUCUAACCCAUCCCACUUUGUCCCCAAACCAAACACACGCUUAUUAGUUUGGGAGGGACGGAGGGAGUAGUCACAGGCUGCCUCGGGCUCAAGCAUUGCAACGGGACGGGAUCUGCUGAACGUGAUUCUUUCUUUUCUCUCUUUUUCAGAAUCUCUUUAGGUUUGGUCUCUUUUUUUUAUAUACAAUGGAUUUUUUUCAGCGGUUUUUCAGUGGGAAGGGAAAAAAUACGAUUGUGCUUUACUAAGACGGUAGAGAUCAAAGCUAAGCGUAUUACUGCGUAGUACUCCAUUUUGAAGCGAAAAAAUGUUGUUGAGUCAGUUGUUUCUUCAUCAAUGAAGGGCAAAGGUAAAGCUCGGUGUGAUGCUUACGAGGAGCCCAUAGACGUUUCGGACGACGACGACACUGACCCGAGCAAUAGCGAUAGCCAUGGCAACGACCUGCCUGCCAAGCUGUCCGAUCUAUCGCGUCAUUUUGGCGAACGAUGCACGCAGAUGUUGGAUGAGGCCAUGGCAGAGAUCAAAGAUUCAUUUCAGGCAACGCAGGAAGGCAUUCUGGCAUUGUUAGCGAAGCACAACGAGAAAUGCGGCCUCGUUUUUUCAUCUUUAACGGAAGGCAUGCAGGCUUUGGCAGCGGAACACGGUGAGAAAUGUUACUCGGCUGUAAUGGAUCAAGCUGUCCAAGCAAAUCCCGAUCGAUCCAACGCUCGAUUACAUGGCGCAAUCGAAGGUGUGGAUACUGACGAUAUGCUAGCAGCAACGAUGCGAAGAACUGCAUCACAUGGUGAAGGUGCCAAGACUACUCGUAAACGAAGCAAGUUGUCACAUGAGGCUUCUGCAGCAAAUAGAUCCCAAACCCCCAUUGAUUUGAGAGGCAAAGGUGACUUGUUAGGGCCAAACAAAUUGGCAAAUGCAGCAAGAGGGCAGCAAAAUCCAGCUGCUGACCGUGCAAAUCCGUUGUCGGUGUCACGCACGGCCCGUAUCGCACAUCACCAUCUAUUAAAAUCACCAGCCCAAGCGACGUCAGCAGUUCAUACAAACCAUCGUGGGUUGGAUCAAGUCCAAAACACAGUUUUCCAAACGCAAGACAAAUGUUUCCUCGAUUGGUUGGUAUCAGCAGCUGCUGUGGGAGAAGCUAACAUGAGAGACGGCGCCACAUUGGAUCAAAACAACAAUGGUGCACAGGAUAAGUACCAAGGGCAAUCAGAACGUUGCGAGACGCAGAUGACGAAAGAGGCGGGGAAUCAUCUAAGGCCAUCUUGCAUGUCAUCGUUUUCAAUGCGCACAGUUCAUGAAUGGUGGCCAAACUCUAUAUUAGCUGGGAGAUUAUUCCGUUGGCUUGAGGAGUCAUGUGAUGACGAUAUAACCGGGGUUUGGUUCAAGCACGACAAGCCUACAUCAAUUGAGAUAAGUGCCAAGGAAAUCAAAAUGCAGGUCAUCCGCGGUGGUAUUCUACAUGCGGACCUUUGUUCAGCAUUGAUCAGACUCUACCAACAGUUAGAUGCCAAGAUGAAUACAAACCCAUGUGGGCAGCGGUGGCGUCACUUCUUCCUACCCCAAUUCGCGAAAGCUUUGAUGUUUGAACGAAACUUCAGUUCCAUGAAAGCAGUCAGUGACAUGUUUGAUCAACAUAUUAGCGGCUACAAAAUACAGAACUGCCAACUGCUCAUUUCCCCGGUUCAAUUAGCUAGUGAUACAUGGGCAUGCUACAUUUGGGACAUGGGAGAAGAGGCAAAUGCACAUUUUGGACCCUGUCUUGCAACACCGGGAGGUCUCCGAUGUGAGUGCUAAGCACCGUCAGACAGUUACGAUGAUCCACACAGGCUUGCUAACAUGUAUAAACAAAUUCUUCGAUGACUGGGAUAUUAACCCGGAUGGAUGGACAUGUACGUACCACACAAAGAUUAGCCCGAGGUGCCAAAAAUGGAACUCUGUUUUUCACACAUUAUACUAUGCGCGCGAGUUCUAUGAUGGCAAGCUGAGCAAUGUUCUAGAUUCGGGUAGGGUUGCUGCCUUGCGCAGGGAUCUUUUCUACAAGCUCCUGACUAUGGAAGGGAACAGCGCUGAGCUGCCAAGUCACAUUGCGAGAUACUUGGAGUAGUUGUACCAAGUGUCAUGCUGGUCGUUUAGCCUUUUGCUAGUAUGUUUAUGCUGCAAGUAUCUGACGAGAACUUAGGAAGUUGUCUUGUGACCAGGAUAAUUCCCAAGAAAUCUCCUUUAUCUAAAAAAAUAUUCUAGGCGUCUAGAUAAGCCAGUGUUUUCUAUUGAUAAUAGCUUGCACUGAAUAAAGGUAUAGCAGCAAGUUGUUUACUAGUAGCAUGUAGCAAAAGCCUUUUGUAUGGCUUCCGGCAUGUUAGGACUCUUUGGGAAGUGCAUCACUGAAUGAAUGAGUUUUCUGAGUAACUCUUUAAUUCAGUAGUUAAAUUUGACAGUAUAACCAUAUGCUUCUCUUUUUUUCUUCUUUUCAUUUGCAGCAUUGACUCGUCCCUCACAAGUGAAGAAAGGGGACAGGAACGGAAGUAAGCAGGCAUCAGAGCAACAUUUGUGCAGACCUACUACUCACUAGUAGUCUAUUUGGAGAUUAAUUAAUCAAAAUGAGCCUUCAGAAAUAAAUAGAUUCAGGGGUAAAUCCUGGUGCGUAUUUGCAUAGGUAAGUACUCUACAAAAGAAGCUGAAGGUAAUAUCGGCAGAAGUUUGCUCCAAGGUUCAGAGUUGAUAUGGGCAUGGGGCAUUUUAAGUUAUUGUACUGGAGUACUUAGGUAAUGUCAAAUCCUGUACUAGUUUCUGUAUUUUGAGAUGAGAGAGAGGACAUGUGUAGAUCGCUGCUGUGUUUGUAGUGUUGGUUUGUUGUACUAUGAUAAUUGUGUUAUCCAACAGCAGAAUGCUUUGCUGUCUGUCUA
Molecule: messenger RNA, 3168 nt
Organism: Oryza sativa Japonica Group (Japanese rice)
Lineage: Eukaryota; Viridiplantae; Streptophyta; Magnoliopsida; Poales; Poaceae
Source: RefSeq, a predicted model, not a curated record